This is a messenger RNA of Prorocentrum cordatum, 707 nucleotides long. Lineage: Eukaryota; Dinophyceae; Prorocentrales; Prorocentraceae. The record is from the annotation of a GenBank genome assembly.
AGCCCUCGAGCGCCAGCCAGCCUGCCUCCCCGCCCGCGGCGCCGCGUUUCUGCUCGGGCGGCGCCAUGUCCACGCCGCAGAUCGAGGGGGCGAAGCCGUCCUUCCUGUCGCGGAUGGGCUCGAAGGUCACCACCCUCGUCGCGAGCAACCUGAAGCCGGGUACCGCCAUCUACUCCGUGAUGUUCGGCGCCGCCGCGGGGGUGCUGCUGUCCGGAGUGGUGUACGCCGGGCGCACGUUCAGCGUGAUGUGCUUCGACCACGAGUACUACAAGGUGCAGAGCCGCAAGCGCUACUAUGAGAAGCAGCUGCUCUUCAUGCGCGAGCAGGAGGAGGUUCAGAGCGCGCACUACUACGCGGCGCUCGCUGGAGAGUGCCCUUCAACGACCGUGGCCACGCGCAUGCCCUUCAAGAGCCUGGAGAACAAGUAUCGGUUCUGAGAGCGAAAGCGCGGCGUGGAUGACUCCGAAGGGCCGCGCGGGCCUUCCGACAGGGGGAGGGUUCGAGCGUGUGUUGCUCCGCUACCACGGGCCGCGCGCCAGCGGGCGGCGGCGCCCGCCGCGGCGCCAGCCCGCGCCCGCGGCCGCGCGCGGACGGACGGGCGCUCUCUGCCGGGCGGGCCCGGCCGGGCGCGCGCGGGCAGGCCCACCCGGCACUUCUCCGACUCGAUUUGGACACCAUAAGCGGGCGCCGCCUCGGGGCCGCAGAAG